Molecule: messenger RNA, 1363 nt
Organism: Humulus lupulus (European hop)
Lineage: Eukaryota; Viridiplantae; Streptophyta; Magnoliopsida; Rosales; Cannabaceae
Product: growth-regulating factor 4
Exons: 3
Coding region: 323-1249 (308 amino acids)
Source: RefSeq, a predicted model, not a curated record
UUAUUAUUAUCGAGUUCUGUGUGAGAUCUGCCAAAACCCACCCCACCCUUCUCUUCCCUUGUUUCCACAAUAUUAUUCCCAAAUUAUUAAACAUUACAUAAUAAAAUUAAUUUUUAAAAAAUAAGAAUUAAAAACCCUAAGACCGUUUAUAUAUUUGGGCGUUGGACACCAAAAACGUCGUCGUUUUCCAAUGCGCAUCGCUACCUCUUAGAUCGAUCUUCUUUAACUUUCUUACAUAUUAAUAUAUAUAUAUUGACAGGUAUCUCUCUAUUGAUUUCGUCUUCGACAGAAAGGAAGAGGGGGAAGUACAAAGACGAAGAAGAUGAGGAUCCGGAAGAACGCGAAGGUCUCCCCUCUGCUAUUCUCGUCGCACGCUUCAGCUCCCGAGGUUCUGCAGUCGCACGUGUGCCAGCUCAACCAGUCUCCCUGGGAUGUGAUUCCUUUCGCCCAAUACUCUUUCUCCUACCAGAUAGAAGGGGAAGACAGUUUCACCGGGAAUGGGAGCCUAGGCGAUUCUAAUAUUGGAGCGGUAGAGAGUGUAUCAUCCUUGAUGGACGUGGGCGAAGACCCUAUGAUCAUUAACAAUAAUAAUGAUGAUAUUAUCGUCAAAAACGACAAUAAUUUUAUGGACACACAACUAUCGAACGACAACGAAUUAACGAGGCUUCAUCGAGCUUCGUCUAGUAGUAGCAAGAAUAGUGUUGGUGGGGUAUUAUUAUUGUGCCAGAAAAACGACGGCAAAGGAUGGCAAUGUAAAAAGGAAGCUAAAGAAGGUUACUCCUUUUGCGACCACCAUUUGACUCUCCUUAGGUCUUAUAGCCAUAACAGUAAUACUACUCCUAAUAAUAACUACGACACUACUAAUACUUCUACCAAGCCGAAAUCAGCUGCCAUGGAGGCCACCGGAGUUAGGCGGACGAGGGGACGCGCCGCCGCCAGCAAGAAGGGCUCGUCAAGUUUGAAUAAUUCGACUAACCCGUAUGAAUUUUACUAUUAUUCUGGGUUCGGUCCGCUGUGGGGAAGGAAGAGAGGGGAGAGAGGUGAAGUUAGGGCGGCGACAGUGGUGGCCGAGGAGAAUAGCGAUUCUUCGGAUCAUAGCCCGCCACCGCCGUCGUCGAAUACGAGUUUAAUGGACAACGAAGAAUUAGACUUUAUCGAUGACGAGGAUGAAGAUACUGCCAGCGGAGAUAAUGGCAAGAAACGGAUGCGGAAGCCGGUCAAGGCUCGAUCGCUGAAAUCCCUAAUGUAAAUAGUGAACCAACUUUUUAAAAUUUUAAGGAUUGAGGUUUAAAAAUGUCUUUUUUUUUUAAAAUUAUUAAUGUAUUGAAAUCAUCGUCGUUAAUUAAUGUAUUGAGGUUUAAUG